This is a messenger RNA of Arachis stenosperma, 1566 nucleotides long. RefSeq lists its product as uncharacterized. The transcript has 3 exons. The coding region runs from base 1 to 1566 and encodes 521 amino acids. The record is from RefSeq and is a predicted model, not a curated record. NCBI's taxonomy places the organism in Eukaryota, Viridiplantae, Streptophyta, Magnoliopsida, Fabales, Fabaceae.
AUGGGUUCACGGAGACGAGGCGUACGGGAAGGAAUUCCUAAUGUUAACUACGAGAGGGAACAGGAGACAUUUAUGACUACCAUGAACGCUGUGGCUGAGGCAGUGCGUGAGGCUGCAGUAGCAGCGGCUAGGGCUGUUGAUCGUCUUGGAGUGAGAAACGGGAAUGAGAAUGAGCAUGGGGAAGAUAGUGGAAAUGAUGAGAAUAACUUAGGGCAUCUCGAAAGACCUAUGACCCUUGCGACCUUUCUGAAAGUUAAACCGCCUAAGUUUAAAGGUACACUUGUUGCGACUGAUGCUGACAAUUGGUUCCGAGCUAUUGAACGAUCACUGCGAGCACAGCAUGUUUCGGAAGGCCAACACGUGGAGUUUGCUACUUAUAUGCUGGAAGGAGAGGCUGAGUAUUGGUGGCAGGGGGACGAAUUUUAUAAGAAGUAUUUUCCGAGGGCAGCUCGUGAUGCUAAGGAGAUGGAACUUAUGCAGCUGAAACAGGGUAAUACAACUAUUGCUGAAUUUGCCCGUAAAUUUGAUGACUUGUGCCGUUUCUCCAAAAUCUGCCAAGGGAAUCCUGCUGACUUUGAAGAAUGGGAGUGCUUGAAGUUCGAAGGGGGCCUUCGUGAGGAUCUGAUGAGUUCAGUAGUUCCAUUGGAGAUACAAAAUUUUUCUGAGCUAGUUAAUAAGUGUAAGUUAGUGGAAGAAUGUGCUAAGAAGACCCCUGGUGUGCCACAACGAAGGAACCCACAAGCUGGUAACGCUCCUGCUCGCCCUACGAGUGGAAACGGAGGUAGACUAAGGCAGGAUAAUGGUAAACGACCCCAGCAGGCACAGGUGAAUACUACAUGUAGGCAGUGUGGGAAGGAUCAUGGUAAUAGCCCCUGUUUGUUUGGAACAUUCAAGUGUUAUAUUUGUAACGAACCAGGGCAUAUGGCUAAGAACUACCCAAAAAGGUUUACCCAGAAUCCAGCGCGAACCCAGCAACAAGGUCGAGUGUUUGCUAUGACUGCUGAUGAUGCUAUGCAAUCAGACGACCUGAUCCAAGGUCAGUGUAUUGUCAAAGAUCGAUUUCUAACUGUACUGUAUGACUCGGGUGCAUUGCAUUCAUUUGUUUCUUUAACUAUUGCUCAUGAGUUGGGACUAGAUUUCUCUGAUUUAAACAUUGAUCUAAUUGUCCAUACACCUGCGUCCCAAAAUGCUUUGACCAGUUUAGUGUGCCUGCAAGUACCAUUCGCUAUUAGGAACAGGACUUUUAUACACGAUCUAAUCUGCUUAUCUCCAUCUGGCUUAGAAGUUUUUUUAGGAUUAGAUUGGUUAUCUAAGUAUCAUGUUUUCUUUGAUUAUUUUAAAAGAACUACUGUUAUUCCAUCUAAUAGUCUAUGUACUAAACCAUUUUUGUCCCACACCUUAUAUCUGAAUUCUGUAAGAGUUACCUUAGGUGGGAGUGAUUGUGAGGGGUACGUUCUGUUAGCGGCUAGCUCGAAUGAUAGUGAAUUGAGCUUAGAACGGACCCAAAUGGUGAAAGAAUUUCCUGAUGUUUUCUUGGACGACAUACCUGAGUUUCUUCCUCAGUAA